Molecule: messenger RNA, 592 nt
Organism: Meloidogyne enterolobii
Lineage: Eukaryota; Metazoa; Nematoda; Chromadorea; Rhabditida; Meloidogynidae
Source: the annotation of a GenBank genome assembly
GUGCGAUUAUAUCUUGAUUCGAGGCUUUAUAUAUUACAUAAUGUUUUUUAUAAAGAUUAGUCAAAUUUCAACAAUCACCAUGCCGACUUUAGCACUUUAUUUUGGGUAUUAUUGCAGUAGAAUAUCAUCAGAAACUGUUGUUUCGCCGCAAGGAGUUCCAAUUAAAAGUGUUUUCUGUUCAAAUAUUUAUAAAGAAGACAUGACGAUAAAUAAAUUUCUCAAAAAAUUAUUUGACGAUUCCUUGGUGCCAUUUAAUCGAAUUCAACUAAACAAUGAAGAAUUUGUUCUCCUUCGCGCUAUAAUUUUUUCUCAGUUUGCCCUAGGUGAUUUAAGUCGACAUGGGCAACAAUUAUUACUGAAUGAGGCAGAAAGAUAUUCUGAUAUAUUGAUGAAAAUAUUACAGAAUCACUAUGGACCAUUGGCUGGAGCUAAAAGAUAUGCAGAACUGCUUCAUUUAAUUGAAUUUUGCUUCAAUUGUGGAAACGAUCAUUGCCUUUUUCUUAAUUAUACUGCUUAUGUAACAGAUCGGGGUUAUUUCCAUAAAUCGAUGCCUGAAGCACUUCUUAAUCUCUGUCUUGGUUGCAGAACUUGA